AUGUCCGGCUCGGUCUCAGCUGAGGACCCGCUGGAGACGUCUGGAACUGCCCGACGGCCUGGUCACCCAGAGCUCCCUCAACCGAUAACGACAGUCGAAGCUUCGGUAGCUACGACAUCUACGACCACCUCUGCUGGAGUACCCGGUGCCAUCCUUACGACGCAGUCGCCAGUGACAUCGACUUCUCAAGUGCCCUUACCGCAUCAUGUGGCUUCCACGCCGGGGGAUGAGAUAUCACGGCCGCAGGUCGCCAGUAGUGACACAUUCUCGUCUCGAUAUCCGCCACCCCUCGUCGGUCCAGGGGUCCCGCAACUGUCUUCAACGGCAUACUCACAUCCCCCGUUCGGGACAUCGCCAUCUGCGGCCAGUGCCCGAGCUUUACCGCAAAAGGGGACUCGACGGACGAAGCCACACGUCGCGUCCGCGUGUGUGAACUGCAAGAAGAAGCAUUUGGGUUGUGAUACAGCCCGGCCGUGCCGGAGAUGCGUUUUGUCUGGCAAAGAGGCAACAUGCGUCGAUGUCACACAUAAGAAGCGAGGAAGGCCACCGCUCAAGGCAGAAGAGGCGUCCUUACGGGCAUACGCACAAGUAGACAGUCGCGGAGCGUCCGGAGAGCAGCAUGGAACCCAGCUGAGACGCAGUAUGCACAGGGCGACUUCUUCCAGGGAACUCCGGCCAAUGACGGACCUUCAGAUGCCAGGGGGAACAACCGCAGCGAUAGGACUGAGGGCUGCGCCGACACAAGCACAUCGCUGGCCACCUUCGGCGUAUUCCCCGAUUGUGGACCCUGCACUUUCAAUGCCGAGGAGCAUGGGUCAUAGGCGAUUCUCAUCCUCCGGGUCAAUCCAGUCCAUGACAGCGGCGUCGCCGCCAACCUUCAUUCCGAUGACUACUGCGUUUAACCCGGCUAUAGGUGCGGCUCGCAUGCCUCCGGGAAUGGGGCGACCGAUCUCCUCGUACACAAACCAAGCAUUGCAGCCUGGAACAUCACCGCCGCAAUACCAGCAAUCCUUUGGAAUGCCUGUCUCAUACCCCGAGAAUCCGAGGAUGGGGCAUCGUCUAUCAGUCGGUGAACCCUCAGGCAGGGAUCCCCGUGAAACGUACAUGGAAUCACCUGUGAGACUUCCGCCUAUCUACCCGCCGACAAUGACAACCCCCGGAUCCAGUCCUCACCCACAUCGACUGAGCGACCCAUAUCCGACACUGUGGUCGCCCCGCACCCGGGAACAGUUUCUGCAGCAAGACCAGCGACACCAGGUUCCAGCGCAGGGACUGAUCGCCCCGAUAUCGCCCACGAGCCAUAUGCGUCAGACAAUGGGUGAAUUCAGCUACGGAGACGCCUCGUCGCGACCGCUUGCGCCUGUCUCGGAGGCUACACCCCGACACCUCUCGAUAUCUUCCUCGCAUGGGCGGAAUGAGCCAUCGUCAGAAUUGGACACCAGCGACUCUCGGCCCGCCAAACGACAAAAGAUGGCUUUGGACGAUAUGGUGAACGAUUAA
Molecule: messenger RNA, 1500 nt
Organism: Aspergillus terreus NIH2624
Lineage: Eukaryota; Fungi; Ascomycota; Eurotiomycetes; Eurotiales; Aspergillaceae
Gene: sclB
Product: putative C6 transcription factor
Exons: 2
Coding region: 1-1500 (499 amino acids)
Biological process (GO): regulation of DNA-templated transcription
Molecular function (GO): DNA-binding transcription factor activity, RNA polymerase II-specific; zinc ion binding
Source: RefSeq, a predicted model, not a curated record